CCGCCGCUCCCGCCCCAAAGCCAUGGAAGAGCCACCGCCCCUUGCAUCCACCUCACGCGCCACCGGCUCGCUCGCCUCCUCCUCAGAAAACCGCCCCGACCCCAUGGACGAGGGACCCUCCGUGUCUACUCCUAGCUUGCCCUUCACCGACCAGCUUAUGGCUGCGGGGCGGCGCUCGUCGAGCUGGUCGGCAGACAGCCCCGAGGCGGAGGUCCAGGCGUUCGUCUCGAUGGCCCGCGGGAUCUACCCAUUGGCGCGGGCGGAGGCGCUCCGCGGCCUUGCCGCGGUCCUCGAGACGGCGGGCGCCUGCGGCGGGGUUGUUGAGCAGUGCUACGGAUGCGCGGUGGGGCUGAUGAGGGACGAGGACGAAGACGUCAGGUUGGCCUCCGUACGAUUGAUAGGUCUAUGUGCGGAUAAGUUGAAUACGACAGAAGGAUCCAACGGAAAGAACAAAUGUGACCAAGCUGACAUUAUGUUCCUCCAGCUUAGCUCAAUGGCUAGGGACAUGUGUACAAAGGUGAGAAUUGAAGCAUUCAGUGCACUUGGUAAAAUGCAGAGAGUUUCUGAGGCUGUUCUGCUUCAGUCACUGUCUAAGAAGGUCAUAAAACCCAAUACUGGGAGUGGUUCUAUCAUUAAGGGGAAAAAAGUACCUCCCAAAUUACUUUUCCCCUGCGCUGCUGGCAUCUUUGCGCACGGUAUUGAAGAUGAGUUCUAUCAGGUGCGGACAGCUGCCUGUAAAUCAUUGGGAACACUUUCAAAAUUCUCUACUCAAUACGCACAGAAGGCCCUGGACUUGUUGAUGGACAUGAUGAAUGAUGAUACAGAAGCAGUUAGAUUGCAGACUUUGCAGACCUUAUUCCAUAUGGCAACAUAUGGAUGUUUAAGUGUGCAGGAGAUGCACAUGCAUAUGUUCCUUGGUUUGUUGGUUGACAUGAAUGCAUUAAUCCGAGAUGCAACACGCAAGAUCCUAGGUUUAGUCAAUCUGCCUAAACUUCAAAUGUUCAAAUCUGCAAUUGAUGUUCUCAUUACAAGUUUGGAGAAACAUCAGGAGGAACAAGAAAUAUAUAGUGUUCUUUUUUCUGUCGGUAAGAAUCAUGGGAACUUUUCAGCCAAUAUAGCUAAGCAUUUGGCCAAAGAGAUCACUAUGUCAUCUGAUGGAGAGCUGAUCUUGGACAAACCCAGGAUCAAAGCAUUGUUGAUAGUGUCCAUCUCUGUAGCUUUCUCUGAUAAUAAACACAACAAACUGGAUAUACCAGAUGUUAUCUUUUCACAUGCAAUCUCACUACUGGGAAAGAUCUCAUGUGCAAUAGGAGAAGUGGUUGAUCAGAAUUCGCUUUUAUCCUUCUUCCGUCAUAAAACUGGAACUCCAUUUUGGGAAACAAGGUUAACAUCUACAGAGCCUACAGAAUCUGAAGGAUGUAAUGUUGAAACAGUGGAUGAUAUUCGUGCCCAGAUAGAAAAAACUGGAAAAUCAACUAAAUGUUUGGAUGAAGUUUUGACGAUGCAAUCAAUUAAUUCCAUAAUAGAAACAAUUGAAAGGGCUUGGACUAUAAGAAGAAAGUCAUGCAAUAUUCAUGAUGUUCGAACUAUUCUAAGAACAUGCAAGGAGGAACUUAGAAUAAUAACUUCAAAAUCUUCUGUAUCAACUGGUGCAUUAUUGAGCUUUUUGUGCGAGUAUCUUGAUGCAGUACAAUUUAUUGUUGAAAUGUUGCGAUCGAUCCAAUUGGAUAAUUCAUGUGACCUUGGCCCAACUUCACUUGAUGUUUUACUGGAGAAGUUAGAUACAUCUAUACGAAGGAUGAAGUGUUGUUAUGCUGGAUUCAAUAGAGAAACUGAGGUUCAAGUCUGUGAGCUUGCUUUGUUAUCGAAUUUAUUUAGACUUGCAAAGGUUGGGGUUCACUCAAAACUAGUCCUGGAUAAGUUGCAUUGGGUAAUUAAUCGUUUAGAAUGUCUAUGUGCUGAUGGAUCAUGUGAGCUUUCUUUCUUCAGCAGAGAAAUGAAGAAAGCCAUUGAUGCUAACUUUGUGGGCAGUGAUAUUUGCAUUUUGCUUGAACUCUUUCAUCUAAAACCAAAAGCAGAUUAUGGAAUGCUGAAAGCAAUAACCGCAGAGUUGCAAGCCAGAGACAAUGACUCCGAAAAUCCUUCAUCGUAUGUUUGUGGAUUACCUGUGAGUGUGAGCUUUUACAUAUCUAUGUGCAACAUCUCUAGUCAGGACAGAGUAUGGCUUCGCAUGAUUGCUGGUGAGUCCAUCCAACAUACCUUCUUAGAGUUGUCCUGUUUUGGAGGUAAUGAUGAGGUGAAGAGCUGUUCUACGAUUAUUCCUUUCUAUGCUACUCCAAUGACAUGCUCAUUCGUGCUACGGGCAUGUUUGUUAAUGGAAUGCCCAUUCGGAAGCAUCAGCAUGCAUCAAGAAGGGCAUGAAGGGCCACGAGAUUCUAUAGUCCAACUAUGUGAUGAAUUGGAUGUCUAUUUUGUUUGUACUGAACAAAGGUGAUUAAUAAAACUACGUGAUGGUAUGUUCCCCAUUCAGAUCUUUAGUAUACUAGCUAAAUACCCGUAUGCUUUACUAUUGAUAAA
This is a messenger RNA of Oryza brachyantha (malo sina), 2577 nucleotides long. Its product is annotated as protein SIEL. Gene Ontology annotation, biological process: intercellular transport. Gene Ontology annotation, cellular component: endosome. The coding region runs from base 23 to 2494 and encodes 823 amino acids. NCBI's taxonomy places the organism in Eukaryota, Viridiplantae, Streptophyta, Magnoliopsida, Poales, Poaceae. The transcript is spliced from 8 exons. The record is from RefSeq and is a predicted model, not a curated record.